Prorocentrum cordatum is the source of this 987-nucleotide messenger RNA. The record is from the annotation of a GenBank genome assembly. Lineage: Eukaryota; Dinophyceae; Prorocentrales; Prorocentraceae.
AUGGUUGAAGCUAAGUUGGAGCGAGACACCACCAGCUUUGAAGCCGGAAUCAUCGCGUGCGGGAGUUGCGAGCAGUGGCAGCAGGCGUUGGCACUGUUCAGGGAGAUGUGUGAUUCGAACAUGCAGCCGAGCGUAUCCGGUUUCAAUGUGGCAAUCGGCGCAGUCAAGGCAAGUGGGCAGUGGCCGCAAGCCAUGUGGUUGUUGAGAGAGAUGUCUAUCACGAAGGUGGAGUCGGAUGUCAUAAGCUUCGCUGGAACGAUGCAUGCGUGCGAGAAGUGCGGGCAGUGGCAGCACGCGCUGGCUCUGUUGAGGGAUCUAGUGGAAGGUAAGCUAGAGCCUGAUGUGAUCAGCUACUGUAUUGCACUCAGCGCCUGCAAUAAAGGCGGGGAGUGGCAGCACGCAGUGGCGUUGUUGCGGCAGAUGUGCGAAUAUAAUUUAGAGCUGGAUGCGAUGAGCCAAACUAUUACAAUGUCUACUUGUGUACGGUGGGGUCAAUGGCAGCAAGCAGCGCUGUUGUUCGAUGAGUUGCGGGACUCGAGAAUCGAGCUGAACACCGUAGCCUACGGUCUUGGAGUCAAUGUGUGCAAGCAGAGUGGCCAGUGGCUUCAAGCUUUGCUUUUACUGAGGGACGUGCAGGAGUCGAGGUUGGAGCUGGAUAUCACAACCUAUAUCUCUGCAGUCAGCGCUUGCCAGAAAGGCGGACAGUGGCAGCAUGCUCUGUCGGUGCUCAUGGAUUCGCGGGAGGCAGAACUGGACAUUGAACUGAAUAGCUACAGUGCCGGAAUCAUCGCGUGUCAGAAGGGUGGGCAGUGGCGACAGGCGCUGCUGUUGCUGAGGGACCUGUUGGAAGACAAUGUGGAGCCAGACAUCAUCUGCUGCGGUGCUGGAGUCUCUGCGUGUGAAUGGGCUGGGCAGGGGCGGCAGGCGUUGGCAUUGCUAGGCCUCAUGGCAGCAUGCAGUCGCUUGCGCCAUCAUGUGGGAUCUUAG